Molecule: messenger RNA, 1712 nt
Organism: Microbotryum saponariae
Lineage: Eukaryota; Fungi; Basidiomycota; Microbotryomycetes; Microbotryales; Microbotryaceae
Source: the annotation of a GenBank genome assembly
AUGUCUUUCGAGGAUUCACGAGCUGCGUCGAGGCUUCGUCAACGAGCCGUUCCGUACCCGACGAUGGCCGUUAGGGAGCGCGCGUUCAAGUCUGGAAGAGCGCUCACCGGUCGGGCCGACGCAUCGAGUUCGGCGCUGCGCGAUGGAGCACCGGCUGCGGCGCCACCUCCGAUUGUGAAACUAGAUUGUAGUCCAGGGACUUGUUUGGGAUUCACGUCGACGUCGAACCCAAGAUUGCCGAUGUUGCGCAGUUCCCAUUCGGGGGACAUCGUCGUUUACCUACCUGAGGCAGACGGGAACGAGAUGGCCCCGAUGGCUUCAUCCACGAAUUGCACGCCGGAGGAGCGGCUGUGCGCCGCGUUCGAUUCCCCGCACAUCCUGACGUCGUCAGGCGAUUUCUCACUCGGAUCGCGUUGUCGGGAAAUGGUGUCGGAGCCUAUAGCGUCAGUCACUUCCGCCGAUUCCGUACCGCCCUAGAAUUUUGGCACACGACGCAUGGGCUGCGUAUGAACUAUGAUCCGAAGAUGUGGACGAUGCAACUGGCUGCGGCUGCGGCCACAGCUCCAGGCCCCAAACCGAUUGGCGGCGACUUUGGACGACCUCAGGUGCUUGGCCGCGGGGAUCGAUAAGUGCAGUCCGUUCGAUACGGCCGUGUUUGCUGCAGCGUGUGCGGCGUUCUUCGCGAUGGCGAGAUUGGGCGAGUUUACGGCGGGUUCGGCGGACAAAGAGUUCAUAGCCGAGCGGCAUCUAGCGGUGGCCAAUGCACGCCGGAUCGAUGCGACGAGCGAAGCUCCUCUCCGAUGCGAGUUGGACCUCCCGUUCGACAAGGUGCGCCGGCGUGUCGGCCGCACGCUGGUAGUCUCGGCGCGAGACGGCGAGCCCUUCUGCCCGGUCGGUGGCAUCGAUAACCAUUUCCGCCUAAACGACCCUCCACCAGGGCGGUUGUUCUCAUAUCGGGCGCGCGAGGGAGGUCAUCGACAGCUGACCUCCUCGGCGUUCUCGCGACGAAUCAGAGACAUUCUCGAGGCGAGCGGAAGGGCGCCCUUGAAUAACCACUACUUUAGGUCCGGUGGGGCCACGUUUUACCUUCGAGAAGGUGUACACACGGAUCACAUCCGAAACCUUGGCCGUUGGUCAUCGAAUGCCUUUGACAGGUAUUGGCGGCGGCACAAGGAGAUUGCGAUCCAAGUGCUGAGCAAGGCUGGCAAGCUUGCAUUCGAUUCGGUUAGAGCCCGAAUGCGUUGUAACGUAGGCAUCUUUCGCUGUGUUUCUUUGGUUGUGAAUGUGGGGGGCGUGACCUGUGGUACGCGUCCGGCGCCAGGGCGCCUGUCCGAACCCCCGGCGUGACCUGUGGUACGCAUCCGGCGCCAGGGCGCCUGUCCGAACCGAGGGCUCGGGAAUUGGGGUGUACGCAUCAUCCCAGGGUCUCGUCCAGGAAGAUUAAUCAUCUUCCUCAUCCCAACACAACCAAACAAACCGAAAGAUACACAAGGAAGGUCGCAAUUCCCUUCCCGCGCUCGAGAACCCCAUUGGCAUCCGAUCGAGACAUCGGAGGGGAAAAGCGCGGCAUCCUGGGCCGGGAGCAACGUUGCUCCCGACGGGAGCAAGUUCGGCGCGGCAGAAGCCGACACGUCCUGUUCAAGUCCGUUUCGACUACAACAGUUGACCCGCCUGCUGUAGAAGGCUGUAUGCAAUUUCUGACGGGAGAAUAA